AUGGGUGAUGCGCUCUGUGGCCCGUCGAACGCGCUUCAGAACUUCCAGAAGCAUGCGUCGACCGACCGGACUCUUCAGCAGGAUCGGUUGACUACCAGGCAUUCUGCGAAUCAACAGGGUUUCCGAUCUCAAAACCCUCACGAUGGGAUCCUCGACCCCGAGUUCGCGGCCUUCGAAGCCAACCAUGGAGGCCCACCGCUCCAAGACUUGCAACACCCGGCUCAUUUCAGAGGACCGGCACAGCUUCCCCAUGCGCCCUAUCCAACUGCCAACUGGGCAUCGGACUUCCAAAAUCUACAUAUCUCCGGGCCAUCGGCCCCGCAAGUACAUACCCCGCCUGUCGCGCAGGCCCCGGGAGGAUGGCAUCAGGAAUUUUUGAAGCAGCAACAGCAACAGCCUACGCCAGCGCAGCACAUGCAAGCUCAGCCAAUGGCCAAUCGCGGAUUCCAGCCCACUUUUGCACCUAGUUACGGAGCCUUCAAUACCCCGAUGAACAUGCAACAGCAAAUGCCGCAGAACACACAGCAAAGCUCUCAAGCUCCAAGUGAGCAGUUUGACGACGCCGCCUUUGAAGCUGCAUUCGACCAGGCCCGGGCAAAUCUAGAGCACCUUCUUGAAUCCGAGGUCUCAAGCCAAACCGAAACAUCUUUUGAGGAGAUGAGCCAAGCUGACCCCGGAACCGUCCUUCCCGAUGAAGUACUCGAGCCCGAAAUUCGCAUUGGAUCCGACAGAAUCGGUCCAGGGCAGGUGAAGGAAGAUCCACUGGAACGUAUCCACGACAACGACGCUCUGGCUCAGACCGCCGGACAACUCAUCGACAACCUUCGUCACGAACAGAGCAAGAAGUUCAAGGAGAGCAGUUUCAUGGAGUUGAUGCGUCGGGUUCGAGAUCGGGAGGUUGAAGUGGAGGGAGAACAUUUCCGUGAAGUUAGUAACAACACUUAA
This is a messenger RNA of Penicillium argentinense, 945 nucleotides long. It is a transcript of the gene pex20, whose product is annotated as protein pex20. The coding region runs from base 1 to 945 and encodes 314 amino acids. Lineage: Eukaryota; Fungi; Ascomycota; Eurotiomycetes; Eurotiales; Aspergillaceae. The record is from RefSeq and is a predicted model, not a curated record. The transcript has 2 exons.